UUUAUAACGCUUGAUGAUAAAAUAUCUAAACCUUCAACCCCCAGCCCCACGGCGGUAACUGGUAAAGAUAAUUCGGAGAAGAAAGCCAUGUCGAAUCACUGUUUAUCAAGUGCUCAUUUCCUCACUAUCGGAGCAACCCGCUCCUUUCCCUCGCAACGAAAACCAUUUCUCUUCUCCGUCCCUCUCUCUCCUCGCUCUCGAAACCUCCACUCCUCAAUCGUCACCGCCACUCCCAAAAAGAAAAACAAGAAGAAAUUGACUCCUGUUACCGAGGAGAACGAAGAGGAGGAGGAUGCAUUUGAACUGCUCUUCAAGCAACUUGAAGAAGAUCUCAAAAAGGACGAUUCAUCAAUGGAUGAUUUCGGCGAUGAAAUAUCGGAAGAGGAUAUGGCUUUGUUGGAACGUGAGUUGGAAGGUGUGUUAGGUGAUUUUGAUGGUGAAUUGUUGAACUCGGAUACUGCGGAAACACCGGCUGCUAAUGAGGCUGAAAAAACCAGCAAGCUUGGAAAUGAUGACUUGUUGAACCUUAGAACUUGGCAAUUGAAUAAGUUGGCUAGAGCCUUAAAAACUGGACGCCGAAAACUGAGUAUAAAAACUCUUGCUGCUGAGCUUUGUCUUGAUAGAGCUCUAGUUCUUAAUUUGCUGCGUAAUCCUCCUCCAAAUCUUCUGAUGAUGAGCUUAUCGAUACCUGAUGAACCCACACCAUCAGCAAUAUCUACGCCAGGAGAGAAUUUUUAUCAAGAAACAAGUGCAGAUAAUGCAGAAUCUGAACCCAAGUCUAACAUACCUAUUCAUACCAUGCAAGAGAAUUGGUCUUCUCGAAAGAGAUUGAAAAAGGCCCACCUUGACACUCUGGAGAGAGUUUACAUGAGAUCAAAACGGCCCACUAAUGCAAUGAUUAGUAAUAUUGUGCAAGUUACAAAUCUUCCGCGGAAAACAGUAAUCAAGUGGUUUGAAGACAAACGCGCCGAGGACGGAGUUCCAAAACAGCGCCUUCCUUACCAGCUCUCAACUAAUGAAACUGAUUGAAGAUUAUAUUUUCUUUGAGUUGUUUUGACUUAUGCAAGCAAUGUGAAAAAUGAAAAAUCUUAUAACUGUAUGGAAAAUUUUUUUUCACCAGCCUUAGGGAAUGAGUUAUAUAAGGAAUGCUGAUAAUGGUGAUUAUUUUAUUUGUUUGGUUAUAACACCGACAAUCAAAUUCUUCAAAUAAGAGUCUGCUGAAGUGUCAAAUACAUUAGGAAUUAAAUUAAUCAAUGUUUGUAUACAUCUUUUUUCUUCCAUUUAUUAUUAAUAUUUAUACAAUGUUGCAAACUGGCAAAAGUUGUUUCCAUUCCAUCCAAAAAAGUUGUGUUGCUUGGCGGAAAUCUCACCGUCGGUUCAAUAAAAUACUUUAAAUCCAA
Vicia villosa (hairy vetch) is the source of this 1400-nucleotide messenger RNA. Its product is annotated as protein OVEREXPRESSOR OF CATIONIC PEROXIDASE 3-like. Gene Ontology annotation, biological process: regulation of transcription by RNA polymerase II. Gene Ontology annotation, molecular function: DNA-binding transcription factor activity, RNA polymerase II-specific; DNA binding. The transcript is spliced from 4 exons. Gene Ontology annotation, cellular component: nucleus. NCBI's taxonomy places the organism in Eukaryota, Viridiplantae, Streptophyta, Magnoliopsida, Fabales, Fabaceae. The record is from RefSeq and is a predicted model, not a curated record. The coding region runs from base 88 to 1029 and encodes 313 amino acids.